AUGCGACGUGACACUAGCGGAUGUGCCGCGGCGGCGGCUGCUCUAGGCGAGUUUUCGAGCUCGCUCCCAGAAGCUGUCCACGUCAGCGACUAUGUCCUCCAUGAAUCGGAUCUAGCGAUCGUCGACGGGAAGCGCGAGGAGAUUAAAGCCCAACCAAAUACGUCUCUAGUCAUCUUGAACUUCAAGCUCCCGGCUUUCACGCCGAUUCUCUGGCAGCAAGCGGGGUCGCUGCGGCUGUGCGCGGAUGGCGGAGUGAACCGCCUGUACGACGAGCUUCCAGGAAUGUUCCCGGGGGAGGACCCUGAUGACGUCAGACGAAGGUUCGUGCCGCACAUAAUCAAGGGCGAUUUGGACUCGGCGCGCCCCCAAGUGCUCGCCUUCUACAAGCAGCUCGGCGCGGAGAUAGUGGAUAUGAGCAAGGACCAGGACACCACGGACCUGCACAAGUGCAUCAACAGGAUUCUGCUCGACACCGGCCACUCCAGCUCCCCCCAAGCCCUCCUCCCAGCAAAGGUGGUUCGGCCGGACCAGAGGGUGAUAGUGGUGGGGUCGCUGGGCGGCCGCAUGGACCACGAGUUCGGGAACGUGAACGUGCUCCACCGGUUCCGCCACGUCAGCAUCGUGCUGCUGUCAGAGGACUGCCAGCUGUUCCUGCUGCCAGCUGGCUGGCGCCACGUCAUCACGCCUCACCCGCGGUGGGAGGGGCCGCACUGCGGGUUGAUCCCUGUGGGCGAGCCUUCGCAUGGAACAACGACGACUGGGCUGAGAUGGAAUCUAUGUGAGUGGUGUGAAGGGGUGUGUAGUGGUUUGAGUUGUGCACCUGUUGUCGCAGCUGUAGCAGCAGGAGGGGUUGCACUGCGGCUCUUUCUCCACCUCGUUUUCCUCGUGGCUGGGACAUGCGCGAGACGUGCUGCUUCCACGAAACUGCUUGAUGAUUCAGCCGACGUCCUCCAUGGCCGUAGUCAUACCAUCGACGACACUUGGCACGGUAGCACCCAUCAUGCGACGGAUCAUCCUUCGCGUGAUGAUGAUGCGAGCGACAGCGACAGCACCGGCGAUAAUCGGAGGCAACUGCAGAUGGUGGGACACGUGAAGGCAUUUGAAACCCAGCUGCAGUACUACGUCCCUCUCCCCGUCAGGAACCAUCCAGAGAGAACCAAUCUCUUCAUCGAACCCCUCGGAUUCGCCUACAACUCCUCCAACCGGCCAAUCGUGCUGCUACAGUACCACGAGCACGACACGCAUUGGGGAACCCUCGCCCACUGCCACGGCGACACGUGUCCCACCCUAACCUCCUGCGGUCCGGCCUUCCCGAACCUCCGGGCCUGCUGGAACCCGGACCUGGUCGACCCGGACCGAGUUUUCCUUGACCCGCCCGUGAACUGCCCAAAAAGAAACGCCACGGCGGGGUUGGAUCCGCACACGCGGAAGCAUAUAUCGGAUGGGUACGACGAGACGUGCUCGCACAGGGAGGAUUUCAACCCGCGGGACGCCAUGGCGCUGCAGAUGUUUGAGGUGAAGGGCGCGUAUGUGACGGACAAGGGCUACGUGUUCAACCGCACGCACCGAUUCGUGCGGCCCGGCUGUGGCAGGUUCAACGAGAUAUCCUUUACACCACAGCAGCAGGUGCAUGUACUACCAGCGGCCUUCACGUGGAGCAACUCGUACGGAUUCAACUUCUACCACUUUGUCGCCGAAACCAUGCCGCUGCUCCUCGUUGCUGCGCCGCUGCUACCGCGCAUCAUGCCCUCCACCCCCAUCCUCGCCAGCCGCAUGCAGUGGGAGGUGUACAAGCAGUUCGGAGAGGCCCUCAUAGGCAUCAAAUACGAGGACAUGCGCGUGCUGCCUCUCGUAGCCCAAGAUCUCUUCUUCGUCGAAACCCUCUACGAGCCAAUCGCCCAAACCUGUGGCAACCCCUCCAAGGCUCUCUGGCAGUCCCUCAGGCGCACCCACCUGCUGCACCCACGCGGUCUGCCUCUCUUCCGCCCCGACUGGUCCUACCAGCCACCACCGCCGCUGUCGCCCCAGCAGGCGCAGGAGCUGCCACCCGACUGGGUGGUGGUGCUGGCCAAGCGACCCGCAAAGAGGCGAUCCAUUAGUAACUUUGUGGAGGUGGAGGAGGUGGUGGAGAGGGCGUUUCCGAAUGAGAGGAUUGUGAAGUUCACCGGCUCGCUGUCUGUGCUGGAAGGCCACGGGGCAGCACUCGCCAACCUCGUCUCCCUCCUCCCUGUCACGUCCCCUUCCCCUCCCACCCCUUCCUGCCUCUCCCCCGCUGCAGCUCGAGAGUUGUUUCAGCGCACGCGUCUCUUCGUAGCAGGCCAUGGAGCAGCACUCACCAACCUCAUCUUCAUGCCAGAAAAGGCCUCCGUUCUGGAAAUCAGACCAGAUGGAUGCCCUGUGGUCUGUUACAAUCAUCUAGCGUAUGCGUCGUCGCUCGUCUACCAUCUCGUGUUUAGCCAUGGCGGGUGUUAUGAUACCACUGCCGCUCCGUUGUAUUUCCCCCCUUUCGCUCCUUUCCCCUCCCCCUUACGUUGUCCCCUUCUUGCCCCUCCCUCCCGCCAUCUUCCCCCAACAUCCUCCCGCCUCCUCUUCCCCCCCCACCUCCAUUUCCCGUUUGUCCCCGGAUUCUUUCUUUCCGAGCGUAUCUGUCAUCAUCGCGGCCAGUCCCCUGACGUCGCCCGUUGCCGCCUCUGCCGCCGUCCUCUGAGUGGUGGACUCGCAGAUGCGUAUCUCUACGCGCACCUCGUAGACGGCGAGUCCCUAUCGUCACUCUCCCUCACUCUCUCUCCCCCAUCGUCCCCCUCGUGCCCUCACGGACGCGCAGAUGCGUAUCUCUACGCGCACCUCGUAGACGGCGAGUCGCGAGCCGUCGUCUACCUCCACGUCAACUUCGAUUCCGCCACCGCCACCAUCCAAGCGACCUACAAGAUCUUCGCAGCUCUCCCCGUCGCCCCGCCCGUCUACAUCACGCUGGCAGGCACAACCGUCCCCGGAUGCGACCCGCUCAGGUGCAGCCUGCCCCCGGGCAACCCCACGUGGGUGCAGCCCGUGCCGUCCGUGUGGCAGGCAAUCGGCACCUUCACCAGCAGCCCUGUGAGCGACCCCGAGCGCUACGGCGCGCUGCUGCAGCUGAUAGACAACUCGCUGGUGUUCCCCGGGGUGGUCAUGGCGUACAAGGACGCGCAGGGCGCCAUGCGCCCCGUGAUGGCGCAGCUUCGCGCGGACGCCACACGGAAGUUUCUGGAAGUGGGUCCCAUUCCAGCAUACGUGCCGAGCCCGCAAUACGUGGUUCGCUUCCUCUCCUACAUGCCAGGCGGUGCCAACAUCUCCCUCUCACAGUCUGCCGAUGGGCUGUCCUUCCAGGCGAGCUUCGCUCUUGCCGUGGUUGUGCCCUCAGAGGAGCCCAUCACCGUCUUCCUCAACGUCAACCUGCUUGAUACCCUGCCACCAACCCACUUGCCCCCUGCCGGGGGGUGCGCGGCUAAGAAGGAGAAAGGGAGCAACAAAGACAAGAGCAAGGUUAAGGGGAAGGAUAAGCCCAAGUGUAACAAGGGCAAGGGGAAGGGGAAGAAGGGUGGAGAUGAUGAUGAGUGUUGCGACGACGAUGGCGACACGCUUCCUCCUCCCCCGCCGCCGCCGCCGCCGCCGACGCCCAAUGUCACAUCCACGCGCGCGUUUCUGUACAGCAACAGCAGUCCGUGUGAUCUGAACUGCACGUCUGUUAUUGUUCUCCACGGCACGCAAAGCUGGAGCUUUGCGGGGUUGACCCCGGAGGCGCUUGCGGCGAGUGAUGGGUACAAUGCGUUGGUGGCGCUUAUGCAGUAUGCGGCGACGGGUGUGAAAGGAAGGCUGGUGAAUGCGACGAUGAAGCUCGCGGCUAUUGACCAGCCCAAUGGACCCAACGACCUCCUGCAACGUGCUUAG
This is a messenger RNA of Closterium sp. NIES-65, 3924 nucleotides long. The record is from the annotation of a GenBank genome assembly. Lineage: Eukaryota; Viridiplantae; Streptophyta; Zygnematophyceae; Desmidiales; Closteriaceae.